Messenger RNA from Zea mays, 1055 nucleotides. RefSeq lists its product as uncharacterized. The coding region runs from base 122 to 898 and encodes 258 amino acids. The record is from RefSeq and is marked validated. Lineage: Eukaryota; Viridiplantae; Streptophyta; Magnoliopsida; Poales; Poaceae. The transcript has 5 exons.
GCUCCGGUCACUCCUUGUCCCUGAGUCCUGUUCAAGAAUCAAGACAAACUGGCAACGAGAAACUAGCGGAUUUCCUGAAUCCUGAGUUCCUCACCGGCGAGGCGAGCACGGAAAAAAUCGCAUGGCCUUGCAGCACGCAGGUCCAGCUAGCUCUACGCUGACCACCGGCCGUCAUGGCAGGAGCGCCGCAGCCGUCCUCCGUAGGCCACCGACGGGUUCUAGCAGCCGUUUGAGGGCGCAUGCGCAGAAACCCGUCGCCGGAUCCCGUUCCCGUGGCGCGGGAGCCGAGACCGCGACGUCCCCCUCAUCCUCCCGCUCGGAGAACGCCGUCCUCAAGGCCGCCUGGUACGGCUCCGAGCUCCUCGGCAUCGCCGCGUCGCUUCUCCGGCCCGCGCCGUCGUCGCCUCAGGAGGGGGAUGCUGGCGGUGGCGGUGACGCAGAGGGCGAAGCGGCGGCGGUGGCGGGGGCCCUGGACCUGGACCACGCGGGAGUGGCCGAGGCCAUUAAGGCGGACUUCGCGCGGUCGUACUUCGUCACAGGGAAUCUCACGCUGAGAGCUUACGAGGAGGACUGCGAGUUCGCCGACCCGGCGGGCUCGUUCAGAGGCCUGCGGCGGUUCAAACGGAACUGCACUAAUUUUGGGUCUCUGCUCGAGAAAUCGAACAUGAAGCUCACUAAAUGGGAGGACCUGGAGGACAAGUCGAUCGGGCACUGGCGUUUCAGCUGUGUCAUGUCGUUCCCCUGGAGGCCUAUUCUGUCAGCAACCGGGUACACGGAAUACUAUUUCGAUGCUGAAUCGGGGAAGGUGUGCAGGCACGUCGAAAAUUGGAACGUUCCAAAGAUGGCGCUCCUUCGGCAGAUUUUCAGGCCGAGCCGAUGGGUCUGGGAGAAGCGUUAAAGCCUGCAGUGGCCGUUGUUUUAUGUUCCAAACCAAAAUGCAUGUGCGUGUACGUACUAGAUAUGUAAAAGUACACUCAGAAGAAUAACUCGUAUAUAUACUAGCAGUAUAUAAAAUGUGGAUUUACAAAAAAACAAAAAAUAAGAGUUAUCGUAUA